This is a messenger RNA of Centruroides sculpturatus (bark scorpion), 1591 nucleotides long. Its product is annotated as dimethylaniline monooxygenase [N-oxide-forming] 5-like. Gene Ontology annotation, molecular function: N,N-dimethylaniline monooxygenase activity; NADP binding; flavin adenine dinucleotide binding. The record is from RefSeq and is a predicted model, not a curated record. Bases 153 to 1460 code for a protein of 435 amino acids. Lineage: Eukaryota; Metazoa; Arthropoda; Arachnida; Scorpiones; Buthidae. The transcript is spliced from 2 exons.
ACGAACGAAGCGAUAAUAUAGGAGGAUUAUGGAGAUACAGGGAAGAAGAUGGAGAAGGUUUAGCAUCGGUAGCCAAAUCGACUAUCAUCAACACCAGCAAGGAGCUAACAGCUUAUAGCCAUUAUCCUCCCCCGAAAUAAUUCCCUAAUUAUAUGCACAACACUAUGAUGUUUAGAUAUCUGAAGUUGUAUGCCGAAAAUUUUGAGUUGAUUCCACAUAUGAAGUUUAAUCAUCGAGUGGAUAAACUAGAGCCUGCGAGUGACUACGAUUCAACAGGGAGAUGGAAACUAACGGCUGUCAACCUAUGCACUUAUGACAUGAUAGAGGACAUCGUGGAUGCAGUUAUGAUAUGUAGUGGUCAUCACCUGUUUCCCUACAUGCCUAAAUUUCCCGGUCAAGAGAAAUUUCGAGGAACAAUCUCUCAUACUCAUAGUUAUAAAAGUUCUAAAGGUUACGAAGAUAAGAGAGUAGUAGUUGUAGGUGUUGGAAAUUCCGGAGGAGAUGCUGCUGUGGAAACAAGCUCUGUAGCAAGAAAAGUAAAUCUCAGUACAAGAACAGGGUGUUGGGUGAUACACAGAGUCGGAGAUAACGGAUUUCCAAUUGAUGACGCUAACAUCACUAGGUUCUUCAAUAUCUUGUUCAAUUUUGUACCUCUUACUGUAUCGAGUUGGUUUAUGGAGAGAAUUGUAAAUCAAAGAUUCGAUCACGAAACCUAUCAGUUGAAACCUAGGCAUAGAUUUUUACAGCAGCACCCCAUGGUUAAUGAUUCUCUACCUAAUAAAAUAAUAAGCGGUACCGUGGAAAUAAAGGGUAAUAUUCAACGUUUCGAAGAAAAUGGGGUUGUUUUUGAAGGUGAAUCCGAGGUGACUGAAGUCGACAAUGUUAUAUUCGCAACUGGGUACGAUAUCAAAUUCCCAUUCCUAGAUAAAGAGAUAAUUGAUACUACCGAUAAUCACUUGGAACUAUAUAAAUUCAUGUAUCCUCCAAAACUGAAGCACCCAACUUUAGUAGCUAUUGGUCUGAUACAAUCUCCUGGUGGAUUCUUUCCUAUAUUCGAGAUGCAAAGUAGAUGGUUCGUACAGGUACUUAAGAAGAAGGUAUCGCUUCCGACGGUGGACGAGAUGAUAAAGGACAUCCACAAGAACUUGGAAACGAUAAGAAAACGUUACUAUAAUUCUAAACGUCAUACAAUUCAAGUGGAUUACAUUAAUUAUCUAGACGAGAUCGCGUGUUUAAUAGGAGCAAAACCGAAUUUUUUGAAGUUUCUUCUCUUUGAUACCAUUUUGUUUUGGGUUUUGUUGAUGGGUCCGAGUUUGCCUUAUCAGUAUAGAUUGCAAGGUCCUUAUUUUUGGGAUAAAGCUAGGGAAACCAUUUUGGGAUACAAAGAACGAAUUGUUUCUCCGUUUUAUACAAGAUUUAGAGGAACACAGAAGUCCGUCUUUAUGUCUUCACAUUUGUAGCACAUAUUAAAAAUCGAUUUCGUAAUAAGUAUAAAGUAAAAACGUUCGCUGAAGGAUUGAGCAUAUUAUUUGAUAGUAAAGCAUGAAAAAUCCGCAUACAAUAAGGAUGUCUCACGAAUCCAAUAAAUUUA